This is a messenger RNA of Acanthamoeba castellanii str. Neff, 747 nucleotides long. RefSeq lists its product as uncharacterized. The transcript has 7 exons. Gene Ontology annotation, cellular component: plasma membrane. Lineage: Eukaryota; Discosea; Longamoebia; Acanthamoebidae. The record is from RefSeq and is a predicted model, not a curated record. Bases 1 to 747 code for a protein of 248 amino acids.
AUGGAUAAGAGCAGAAGGAAGCACCAGGCUUUGGAUGGUAACGCUGGGAGGACCCCCACAAAGGCGAGUAGCUAUGCGGAAGAACGUCCGAACCAGCUCUCCUCUCUCUACCGAGGGCACGAGUUUGAAGAAGAGCUGCCCAGGACCAAGCGCAUGCUCCGAACAGCUGAGGAAAGCAAAGCCGUAGCCACUGCUACCCUUGACCAGCUGCACCACCAAGGCGAGCAAUUGGACAGAGCCGAGGCAGCGAUGGAGCGGAUGGAAGGUGAUCUGAACACCGCUGACUGGCUGCUCCGCGGGAUGCGGUCCUACACCGGCGCGCUGGUGAACUAUUUCGUCGCUCCACCACCACCACCCGAGCCUGCGGUGACGGAAUCAAAGCGAAGGCCUGUGCAAAGGAAGACGAGAAGCAGUAGCAUGAACAGGGGAGAUAUAGUCAUCGAAGAAGACGAGGAGUGGGUGUUGAUGGCGUCAGGCAAGCGUGUGAAUAGACAACCUGCCGCUGCUAUGCCAAAGACAGAGAAACCGACACCACAAGAUGAGUGGGAGAAGCGGAGAGAGGAGGACAAGGACCUCGACAAUGUCUACGAUGUCGUGAGUAAUUUGAAAGAGCUGAGCAUGGAAGCGGGGAAGGAAGUGCGUAAGCAGAACGAGCAGCUCGAUCGGCUCAAUGGUGGAAUGGACGAGCUCAAUGUCAAGAUCACCAAGACCAACAAAAGGGUCAAGAAGCAUCUCAAGGGUAGAUAG